ACCAGGAUCCGAGCGAAGUUGAAAAGAGAGAAAAUUGUUUGCGCGGAUGCAAAUACUGUUAGAAAUAUUGUGCCCAAUGGGGUUUUCACUUCUGAAGAUCACAAAAAUGUCUUCCUCGGAAAUAGAGCCAUCCAUGUGAAACAGGACACAGCCCUCAGUAUCAGAUGGGGCUCUCAACGCGACCUGAACGUGGCGAGGAUUAUCUCCCCGUCAAAGAACACACUUCCUUGUGCUGACGAGUGGUGUGUCACACGGAAGCAUAAAUCCUUAUGGAUUGUCUUGUUUCCUUUAGCCGGAAAUUAUGUUGUCUUAAAGUUUGUCACUUCUGGUAACCUUCAUCGUCAAAAAACACAGAGAGCAUGUAACCGAGACACUCCUGAUUUUUAGCUCGUUUUGCUAUCAUUAUCACAAGCCAUCACCGACUUUUGUCUGACUGCAGCUGCAUGAUUUGAACACAUUUAAAGCCUGCAGCCCAAGAUCAUUCAACGAUGAACAAGACAACAAGUUACACCCAGGCAUUUUGGGGUACAGAAUUCACAAGCACAGCAGGAUUUGAUACACUAGCUCGACAUAAUUAUGAACAGAGGAAGUUCCUCCAAGAAUAUGAAGAAUACCUACGCAAAAGCUGGGAGAAGCAUGGCAAUGUCUGAAGGGUGAACUGGAAAAUCGACAGCAGACGCAUCAGGAGGCUGGGCUUUUUUUCACACAGCAUGCAGAAGAAACAAGGCGAUUUUGUCGUGACCUCACAAGUCGCCGGGAUUCUAUGGAGGAGAGGAUAAAAAAGCUUCAGAAUCAGAAGAACUCGCAAUAUAAUAAGUUAAUGACACUCCAUAAAACAUACACCCAGAAAUGCAGGGAGCAAGAUGAAUGUAAGGAACAGUAUUCUGUGUUGCGCAGCAAAGUUACUUCCACCACAAAAGAGCUAGAAAAGGCCAUCACUAGGAGGGAUAAAAGUGUGGAUGAAGCUACUAAAGCAGAUGCAGUUUAUAAAACUGCUGUGCAAACACUGGAUGAGAUUCGCCUAGAAUGGGAGAGAGAGAUGGAGCGUGGCUGCAAGGAGUUUCAGGAGAGUGAUGAGCAGCAAAUUCACUUUAUGAGGUGUGAGAUAUGGUUGGCAGCCAACAAAGACUCAGAGGUGGCUCUAGCAGUAGAUCAGAGCAGUGAAAAAGUAAGGCAACUUUUGGAGAAUUGCAAUAUCAAUGAAGACAUCCUCACUUUUAUUAAUACAAACACAACUGGGACAGUCCGUCCAGAAAGAGUGGUAUACCAGAAUUAUUAUGCUGACAACAGCAACAGUAAUGGGCAAUCUCCAAAACAGAAGGCUCCUCAGAAACGAUUACCAUUGCCUGCCCAAGCUAUGCAGCCACCAUUGCGAUCACCUGUCGCAAUGAAAACACUUUAUGACAAUGCCAUCCCUGGUUCUUCAGUCUACUCUACUGUAGAUUCCUCCCCAUAUUGUACAAUAGAUUCUUCAGUCUAUUCUACAGCAGAACCCAUUAGUGAUGACCUGUAUGCUACAGCAGAUCCACCACAGGGCCGUGGCCCAUGCGUCUUCACAGUUAUCAAACCCUACACAAGUCAGUCUCCAUCAGAUCUGACUGUGCAGGUUGGGGAGAUAGUCACACUUGUACGUCGCAUGACACCAUACAUAAUUCAGGUCCGGUCACAGCAAAAUAAAUGUGGUAACAUUCCAGUUGUGUGUGUAAGAGAGAAAGUGUGACCUGACUGCUACUUUAAAAAAAAAAAAAGUAAUGUGAUCAAGAACGGCAUUCCAGCAUCAUUCUCUUUGCAGACAUCAGUCUUUCAUUGUGAAAUUGUUGUUGAAGCUAGGGUGUGGCAAGAACACACUGUCCUUUUUAUUAUUAUGCUGAUGGAACAAUUAUAUAUAGCAGUAGACAAGAAUGGUGCUUUGCAUGGGCUGUUCAUGUUUUCAAGCUAAUUUUUACUCUAGAUUUCUUAGUAGAUGGUUAAAUUUUUAUAAGCUUGUUGUCUUAUUCACAGUAAAUUUACCGCUGUUGUAUAUUGGCAACACUUCUAGUUUAAAGAAAUUUAUCGUUUUGUAAGCAGCAUGGUUGCUGAUCACUAUCUUUCAUUGCUGGGUUUUUGCUUCUCCAGUGCAGUGAUACUAUUGAAGGGUGUAUAGAAGUGUUGGUGUUGCAGCUGAGUUGUUAGAAAACAACUGUUUGUCUUUUUUUUUUUCAAGUGGCAUCCAACAAAAAUAAUUUAUUUAUUAUGAAAUUGGUAAUAGUUGUUUAAAUAUGAUGAUGAAAUUAUCAGUUUUUGUGUUACAGCAAGUUAAAAAGUAAGAAUAAUCAUAAUGACUUUGCAGUUUAAUUAUGACAAUGAAUGUGGUGAUUUUAAAUAGAAUUUAUAAAGCACAUUUGCUGGUGGAAUGCUCAGGAUGCUUUACUCAUUGGACUACAGUUUAACAGACAGCAAAGGACACAGUUAAACUGUUAGUUAUUCAGGCUACUCAGUGGUGAGCAUGACAAAGCAUGGAUAAAUAAGAGGAGUGAGCAGAAUUAGUUAAUUAUACAAGGUAUUUUUUAAAGAGGUGGGCUUUAAGGUUGUAUUUGAAAGCUCACUUCAGUACAAAGAGACUGAGUCAGGAGCAUAGCUCCAGCAAAGGUGUGGGCAUCUGUCAAAAAUUACAACACAACACCUUAGAAGUUGUAAACAUAAUCCAGUUAUGAACAAGACCAUUUAAAUCAACAUAAGAAUUAAAAGAGAGGCAUUGGGGUGGAGAAGAAGAAGCAUUAUCCAAAUUUCUCAUCUAAUUUGUGGCACAGAGAAGUGGUCAGCAUUAUCAUAUCUGUCAGAGGUUGAUCUUAAAGUCAUAAUCUGCACAGCACGACGAUGGUGGGCUUGCCCAUUGUAAGGAGCAAAAACACUCUUAAGAUGUCAUAAUACACAAUGGACUGUGAAUCUGAUUGAAUUGUUCCUGCGUGGAACAACCACUCCACUUCUUUAAGUUUUUCAGCAAAGUAUCAUUUGUCAUAUGGCCGAACCAGACCAGCUUACACCUCUUGACUAUUGCAAGUAGAAACUCAUAGGGUCUUAUGAAUGUGGCAGCUGUGCUUCAUACAAAGUCACUGGCUUUAUGUUCCCUGUAUGCAGCCUUCUCGUGCAUUUAUUCUCAGAUGCCUGGAUUGUCCGCUCCUUAUCGGCAAGGAGAGUCCAUGCUGACUCAUAAAGAAUUAUCCUACUGGCCAUUGUUGGCCACUGUCUCACACACACAUAUGUACAACCAAUGCAGAUCACUUUUAUGUAUGCACUUUGCUUAAAGGAAGUGGGAAGGAAUGGUGUCUUAGGGCCUCAGUCAAUGCAACAGGAUGCUUUUAAGGUGACAGACUUGAGUGGUCUGAUUUCAUGGGUAUGGUGGUUAUAUUCCUAAGUUAGUUUAGGCUACCUACCUCAGAUUGAUAAUGAAGAUAUUUUUGUCAUCUCACUGGCUAAGCAUAGCAACAACAAGACUUAUUUCUGUGUGAUGAUUCAUACUGUCUUAACUCUAGUGUUUUGGCUGUUUGCAUGCUCAAGAAAGUCAUAAAUUUAUGGCGAAAGUGAGGACACUGACAGUCCAGUGAGUACAAGUCAGUGACUUUGUGCAGAACCUAGCACCUGUUACAGUAUAGUUUUACACUUUAGUUUUUGUAAUGACUGAGCAUUCUCUUUUAUUUGAUAGCCAAUCAUUUAAUGAGAGACUAUCACGUGUUGCUGCUGUCCUGGAUUUUGGGCCAUAUGUUACGCCACAUUAUAUGAUAUUUCAGAUACACUGCUGCAGCUUUAUUAUUAUCCAUGCUAUAUCUCAUGCUGUGAUUUGUAUUUUUAGCACUGAAACUUGCUUAUAAUUUUAACCAUAAAUUUUGUUUGUUUUUUUUAUUAUUAUUGGACUGCUUGUGCCUCAGUAAGAGUCAAAGGCCAUUUCUUCACUGAAUUUAGUGAUAUACUUUCUUCAGCAUUGUCAGUUUUUGACUUUUCAUCCUUUGACAAAAAAAGAUGAGAUGCAGUUUUCAAUAAAAAUCAUAUUUUUAAAAAUUUCUCUAAAGCUUUAAAAUAAUACUUUAAGAAGUGCAGUCUUUCAAAUAAAUUGUUACACAAUGCUGUCCUGGAAAUGUGCAAAACAUAUCAGAUUUUUGAAAGGGGUAUUGUGAAGUAUAUAUUACUACACUUUGCAUUACCUUAUAACAUGUGCCUUAAAUGCUUCAAAAUUAUGAUGAAAAAGGUAAACUCCCAAAAAAUACCAGGUCAGGCAGUGGAAUAAAAACACCAAAGUGCAUCCAUUGGCUACUUCCCCUUAGUGGAAAGUAAUUCUUUCAAUUUACUGAUAAUCACACUUUUUAUUUAUUGUUUUGUUAUGUGCCUUCAAUUCAAGAUUGCCAGCCAGUCAGUGUUUGUAUUUUUCCCUUUGAAUAUAGAUAUAUAUCAAUUUAAAAUAGGGAAUCAUAGUUGACCAGAAAAGUGCCUUGGAAAAAAAUAUUUUUGAAGCAUUGUGUACAUUAGAGCAAUGUAGAUAGUAAAGAGUGCAGUUUGGACUUAUUCAUACAAACAGCAAGAAGAAAUUUCCGAAUAAUUGAUAUUGAGGGCUGCUUCUUUUCUUCUUUAAUUUUUUUUUUAAUAUAAGGGUGGAUCUUGAUUUUAUGUUUGGAAGAUGAAAAGUCUUUUCUGCAUUUAUUUCUUGGUAUAAUUUUAUCUAUUUAGUCAGAUUGUAAAUUAAUUGAUUUAAUAUAAGAAAUACUUCUUAAUAAUUGUAUUAAAAGACAUUUUUCACAUAUUCUUAUGUAUGUGUACUAGUGUAUGCACAUUCCUGUGACUUUCUCCAACGCUCCAAACUCUACAUUUGAUUUUCUAGUAUCCUACUGACAUGCAAGACUGAAGAUGUUUUGAUUUUACUUUUACAUGCUUUCUCAAGAUAUGGUGUACCAUGUUAGAUCAUCUUAGGAAAAUAUAUUGUUAUAUACCUUAAACAUAGUUUGCAUACAGCUUGUUUUUUUCUGAGUAUGUUAUUUUAUCUCUCACAAACACACAAAGAGAACAGAAAAGGGUUAGAGGGAGAGUGUGUAUACAGUAAAUAGAAGCACUUGAAUUUGUUUUUAAUACUUACAGAUCGAUUAGUUUUACCUUUACCUAUGAUUUAUACUGUUUUUGUUAAGUAUUUGUACCUGCAUAUAUUUAACUGAGAAAGUGUGUGUGUGUGUAGAUGUCGCUUUGAGAUAUCCAGGCAUUCAUUUGUUAUACGCUGUUUCAACCAAGCUGUUAACACAACAAUAGGUAGGCCAGUCUUCAGUGUUUACAUACUGUGUCUAAUAAAUCUAUUGCAUUUUUUUGUAGAUCAAAUGCCAAGAUUAUGAUUUGCUGUAUUUAAAUUGUCUAAAACUGAAGGGUUGAUGGGGUGGAAGGGGAGGCCUUCCAGGGUUUUCUGGGUAUUAUCACAUAUAAUGUUUUGUUUUCUUACCAAAUUGGAAGGACACUGCUUCUGUCACUGAAUGAUAUAUGUAUAUAUUUUUUUCGAAAGGUUACUUUGAAAUGAACUGUGGAAAUUUGUUGUCGUUGUUCAGGUAAAUUCUUUUGUACUUUUCAGAGAAAUCUGAGUUUGCAAGACAUCUUAAAAAGUCAGAAUUUUAUUUAACUAGAGCAGAAUAUGGUUUGGGAAUUUGCCAGUCAUGUGCUGUUGAUAUACUAAAAGGAAAAUUAUGCGAAGUAAGCAAUUUCUUGGACACUUAGUGGAUAUUUUUGACAUGCAGUACUCUAGUAAAAUGUAUAUAGACAGUGAAAAUCUGGCUGCAAAGAUUGAAAAUAAAAUUAUGUGCAAAAUACCUUUAUAAAUUUCCCUUUUCAGGCAUUUUUUUUGUGGGGGAGGAGUGUGAAGCUCUUAAAAGUCUUGAAAACUGUAGGAGCAUUUUCAUCAUAAUCUCAGUGCUGUGAUUUUCCAGAUUUUUAGCAGUUUUGUUCAUAGUUUACACUGUUUUAUCAGAUUAAGGCUCAAUGUCACCACUGUCAGUGAUGCCCUUCACUCAACUUGCAAGGGGAUUUGUUUAAAAGCGUUUGCGAUACAUGCAAAACUAGUAUCUGCAUUUUUAAGUUUGUUCAGGGUAACAAUGCAAAGUGUGGGUUCAAAUACCGAUGGUAUUCAACUGGUUUCUGUUCAUAGUCAUCCUUCUGAUGGAUUGCCAUGAAAUAGCAAGCAACAUCCUGCCUGUCACAGGAAAAAACCAAAGCAGAUUGCUGAAGCAAAGAUAGGAAUUAAUAGCACUAAUAAGAAUAUUAUUAAUAAUAAACAAAAGGAUAUAAGCUAUAGAACUAAUAGCACUAAUAAGAAUAUUAAAUGAUGAACAACGGUUGUUGUAACUAGUGGUCUUUCUGAAUUCUUAAGCUCAUUAAGUUAACCAACAAACUGAAUCAAGCUCUGAAAGUACCAUAUGUACUGGACUAUUUUCAUGGCUUGUCUCAGUUCUCCAACACGUGUAAUUUUAACCUAAUGAUGAAAAAAAAAAUUGUUAAAGGAUGGCUGGUUGUAAUCAUGUUUUAGGUGUGCUUUUUUGCUGUUUACUUGAGAAUGUAUUAUCGAAUGGAAGUAAGUAGAGAGUUGGGCCAGUCACAUGUCUCUGAAUACAGGUGAAAUCAUGUUUGAAAAAAUUAGAUUUCCACGAGGAAUUAACUUUGAAAGGCUAGACCAGCCAACCGUGAAAUCAAGCUCAAAAGUGCUGGCAGGUUUAUGGAAAGAUCUAAUAUUGGUUUGUCACCAAAGCACUUUGCUUUAUGCACAUAUAUAUUUAUAUGUGUUUAAGCACUCAUGGUUAGCAUACAUAAAAUAUUUUGAUUCAUUGAAGAGUCUAGCCAAUGGGGGAAUGAUUAAAAUGCAUAUUAAUGAGGUCUUAUUAACUGAAAACCUACUUUUGUGACAUCAGUGUGGUUUUGAUCAGUUGAAAAUAAUUCUGUGCGCAGAGUAGCUUUUAAAAUUGCUGACUAUUUUACUCAAGAAUCCUCAGGCUUUUUAUAAACAUUAUUAUUUCUUUUUCUUAAUAUCUUUUCUUAAUAAUAUUGUUGCAAAUUAGGAGAGCCAGUGCUGGAGUGCUGGAAACCAAAUCACAUUGAAAACUUACCUCAUCAAGAGGUGCAAUAAAGCAUUAAAGUAAUUUUAUGCUUGUUAAAAUGGUCCCAUCCCUUGCCCACCCAUCAUCGAACAAAGGAAAGAUGCAAUAUUGGGUGUUUUAAUUUCUUUUUAUUUCACUUUUGUUUUAUGCAUUUCUCAUUCAUUUUGGUCUUGUCGUGCAUUAACACUUUCCCUGCAUUUCUAAAUGUGUUCUGCAGGGAACGAGUUAGUUGAUUUUUGCAAUCUGAAACACAUCUACAUGAGCUCUUUAAUACUCAACAACUAUUAAGAACCAACAGUUGCAAUCCAGAUUAAAUUUGUGAUUACAAUUUUAUGGGACAAUAAGCCAAAGCUGAGGUAACACAGCAGAUCUUUCAGGAGUGUACAAUUAUAGAGACAGAAGCAACAAAAGAAUGUUACUAUCUGCAGAGAUUUCAAACUUAUACUUCUGAAUGAUGUCAACUGUGGCUUCUGCUAGGUGUAAUACAUCAAAGCAAAUAGGUUGUAUAUUCAUUUUUGCUGGGGUGUGCUUUCUAGGUGUAAGGAUACAAGAUAAAAUGAUGCACAUUAUGUUAAAUAAUAAUAAUAAUAAAUUUUUAUAGAGCGCUUUUCCAAUGAUUUAUUCAAAAUUCUUUACAGAAUUAAUAUAGUUCCAUAAUUUUGUGUGCAUUUGCAUACUUGACAUGUAUAUUUUGUUAAUUGCUAAACAUCUUGGUGUUAUUUUGAAAAGAUAUUUUCUUGUGUAUUUGGGGAUGUUUGUGAGGGGGAGAGAAAUGAGAGAACAAGAUCAAGCCUCAAUGCUGCAAAGUGGGAAGAACUUAGAGGAAAGUAGGCUAAAUUUUAGUACAUGCACAAGUUUGGUGUUAAAGUUCAAACAGGAUACUGUCAAAGGAUACUCAGACUGUAGUGCUAGCUCAGGAGUGUUUUAUAUCAUUUAAUAAUAGCUUCAAAAUAGCAGGUGCUGUGUUGUUGGCAUUCUGUUGUCACUUAUGGGAUUACCUUAGACCUGGGUUUUAUUAUCGGUAUUGUCUAUGCUUAUAUAUGUACUAUAAAAAGAAGCAAACAGCUUUUAACACUAUUAAUUCACUGAAAAUGGAUCCUGUUUUCCCAUAAGUUCUUCCCACUGAGACUUGAUCUUUUAGUGCAGCUUGUUCUCCAUUCUUUCUUUAGAUAUAAAGAUAUACAGGAAUUAUAUUUUAAUUAUUGAAAUGUUCAUUUUGCCAUUUUUCUUCAUGUCUGAAAUAGUCUGAAAGGUGCAGUCUUUUGGUGCAUAUUGUUUGCCUCAGCUUUAAACUUUUGUUGCUUCUUAUUUCUGAAAAUGCUAUUGUGGACAUUCCAAAUGUUAUCAAUAAAAGGAUAUUCUAUAAAUAUUUUUAAUCAGAUAUUUUCUUUGCCUUGCAAGGUCAGUCUAACUAUAAGAUACUAUACUGAGAUUAUGUUCUUUUGUAGACUUUACCUUUCUCUACCUUUUUCAUGAGAAAAUAUUAAUAGCCUGUUUCUGAUGGGAUCAAUUAUAAUCUAUUAUAGCGCUUAACUUGGUAAGUUAAUUAGUUUCUAGAGUACAUUACUCUGCUUAUUAUUAAUAACCUUACUCAUAAUUACUUUUCUCUUUAGCUUUUCUGUUAGGUGUAGACCAAUGAUAAAGUCAUACUGUUCAAUAAAAUUGUGCAUGACGC
Pomacea canaliculata is the source of this 8766-nucleotide messenger RNA. Its product is annotated as proline-serine-threonine phosphatase-interacting protein 2-like. Gene Ontology annotation, biological process: actin filament polymerization. Gene Ontology annotation, cellular component: actin filament; cytoplasm; plasma membrane. The record is from RefSeq and is a predicted model, not a curated record. Lineage: Eukaryota; Metazoa; Mollusca; Gastropoda; Architaenioglossa; Ampullariidae. Gene Ontology annotation, molecular function: actin filament binding.